Messenger RNA from Sphaeramia orbicularis (orbiculate cardinalfish), 8720 nucleotides. It is a transcript of the gene ttc28, whose product is annotated as tetratricopeptide repeat domain 28. The record is from RefSeq and is a predicted model, not a curated record. NCBI's taxonomy places the organism in Eukaryota, Metazoa, Chordata, Actinopteri, Kurtiformes, Apogonidae. Gene Ontology annotation, molecular function: protein binding. Bases 364 to 8061 code for a protein of 2565 amino acids. The transcript has 35 exons.
UGUCAGGUAACUCAACUCCUCUCUGAUGUCAUGAAAAGUAAUUGAAACCUUGCUGAAGGCUGCAGCCAUGGAGCCGACCGGAUCCCCGCCUCUCACCGGACAAAAAUUCCGCUAUGGGGAGAAGAUCGGCUGUGGGAACAUGGCGCACAUACUGUGGAUUAACUUUGCACCAGAGGAACUUUGGAGCACAGACACAUAGCGCACAAAGCUCCGCAGUGGCAGAGGAUCUGUGAGUGGACUCCACAGACUGCGGGUUGUUCACUGGGGGUUAUUGUUUUGGAUGGUGGCUGUGGGUUUUCCUGUCCUGCCCCACUGUCGGUGUAGGAUGAAAGUUUGGAGCUGCUGUCGCCGGAUUUAGCAGAGAUGGAAAAGCAAAGACCGAGGAAAGAAAAGUUCUCUCUAUUUGGUUCCCGCUCCACGGCCAAGACCACCAACCCCCCCUCUUCAUCCUACUCCUCAUCCUCUCCUGUGAUCCCUCCAGCCCAGAUGGUGAAAAAGGCCGAUCGUUACUUGGUUUCAGGUCCUGGACUAAGCAAAGCAGAGUUCCUGGAGCGUGUGCGUCGCAGUAACCAGGCCUGCCAACAGGGGGAGUACGCUUUGGCUGUGCGUCUUUACACCGAGGCCCUGACCGCUGACCCCCAAAACUGUAUCUUAUACAGUAACCGCUCGGCUGCCUAUCUCAGACUAGGCCAGUACAGCACCGCUCUGGACGAUGCAAUCAAAGCACGUCUCAUCAACCCCAAAUGGCCCAAGGCCUACUUUCGCCAGGGGGUUGCCCUUCAGUACCUGGGUCGCCAUGCAGACGCCCUGGCCGCAUUCGCCUCUGGCCUCGCCCAGGACCCCAAGAGUCUCCAGCUGCUGGUUGGCAUGGUGGAGGCUGCCAUGAAAUCACCCCUCAGAGAUUCACUUGAACCCACCUACCAACAGCUCCAGAAGAUGAAGCUGGACAAGAGCCCGUUCGUGGUUGUGUCCGUCAUCGGUCAGGAGCUGCUGACCCAUGGUUUCCACGGAGCCUCUGUGGUGGUUCUUGAGGCGGGGCUGAAGAUCGGCACGUGCUCGCUAAAGCUCCGCGGAUCCGUCUUUUCAGCACUAAGCUCCGCCUACUGGUCUUUAGGCAACACAGAGAAGAGUAUGGCCUACAUGCAGCAGGACCUGGAGGUGACAAAGACUCUAGGGGAUCAGUCUGGUGAAUGCCGUACCCACGGGAACCUUGGCUCGGCACUCUUCUCCAAAGGCAACUACAGAGAAGCGCUGGCCAAUCACAGACACCAACUAGUUCUGGCCAUGAAGCUCAAAGACAGAGAAGCUGCAUCCACUGCUCUCAGCAGUCUGGGCCAUGUGUACACAGCCAUCGGCGACUAUCCCAACGCGCUGGCCAGCCACAAGCAGUGUGUACUGUUGGCGCGACAAACCCAGUGUCAAGUCUCUGAGGCUCGGCAACUGGGCAACAUGGGCGCAGUGUACACAGCACUGGGAGACUUCACUAAUGCUGUUCAGUGCCACGAACAACACUUGGACAUUGCAAAGACUUUAGAAAACCGCCGUGAGGAAGCACGGGCGUACAGUAACCUGGGCAGUGCCUAUCACUCUCAGCGGGACUUUGACAAGGCCAUAUCGUACCACACACGUGUCCUGGAGUUGGCGCAAGAGCUGACGGACAGAGCCAUCGAAAUGAGGGCAUAUGCUGGUCUGGGGCACGCUGCCCGCUGCAUGCAGGACCUGGAGAGGGCACGCCAGCAUCACCAAAACCAACUGGAGAUCGCUGAAGAGUUACAGGACAGAGCAGCACAAGGCCGGGCUUCAUCCAACCUGGGAAUCAUACACCAGAUGAAAGGGGAGUACGAGACAGCGCUGAAGCUCCACAAAUCCCACCUGUCAUUUGCUCAGGAGUUGGGUGAUUAUGCCGCCCAGGGCAGGGCCUACGGUAACAUGGGUAAUGCUUACCAUGCUCUCGGUGUCUAUGAUCAGGCUGUCCGGUACCACAGACAGGAACUACAGAUAUCACUAGAGGUGAAUGAUCGUCCAUCUCAGGCCUCCACACAUGGUAACCUCGCUGUGGCGUACCAGGCCCUGGGUGCUCACGACAGAGCUCUGCAACAUUAUCUUCACCAUCUGACCAUUGCACGAGAACUCCGUGAUACUCAGAGUGAAGCAAGAGCAUUAGCAAACUUGGGAAACUUCCACAGCUGGCGAGGUGAAUAUGCUCAGGCUUUGCCGUACUACCAGCAACACCUGACUUUGGCUCCAGGUUUACAGGAUCUGGAAGGAGAGGGAAAAGUUUGCCACAAUCUCGGCUAUGCUCACUACUGCCUGGGACAGUACAGAGACGCUGUCAGGUAUUAUGAACAGGACCUGGCCUUGGCUAAGGACCUCCAUGAUAAAUUAGCCCAAGCAAAAGCCUACUGUAACCUUGGUCUGGCUCACAAAGCGCUGGGGGAGUACAACAAAGCAGAGGAGUGUCAGAGAUACCUGCUCUCUCUUGCACAAGCCUUGGAUAACACACAGGCAGUUUUUAGGGCCUUUGGGAACCUUGGAGAUGUCUGUGUGUGUCGGGGCGAUCAUCCAGGAGCUGUGAGGUUCUACCAGCAGCAGCUAAGCCUCGCCCAAAAGGUCAACGAUCAGAAGAUGGAGGCGGAUGCAUACUCAGCUCUUGGAUCAGUUCACAGGCUGAUCCGCCAGCUGGAUACGGCCUUGUCCUUCCAUAGCCAGGAACUGACCGUCCGCAAGGAUCUAGGUGAUCAGCAGGGGGAGUGCCGUGCCCUUGGCCACCUGGCGGCGGUACAUAUGGCCCUGGGAGACUAUGCCACAACCUUUCAGUGCUAUGAGACUCAGUUAGGCCUGGCACAGGAGCUCAGGGACGCCCGUUUGGAAGCUCAGGUCCAUGGGAACAUGGGCAUCACCAAAAUGAACAUGGGGGUGUUUGAGGAAGCUAUUGGUUAUUUUGAGCAGCAGCUGGCCAUGCUGCAGCAGCUGAGUGGGACUGAGAGCAUGCUGGACAGAGGUCGGGCCUACGGCAACCUGGCAGACUGUUACGAUGCUUUGGGAGACUAUGAAGAGGCCAUCCAGUACUACGAGAAGUACCUGACUGUGGCUCAGAGUCUCAAUCAUGUCCAGGACCAGGAGAAAGCCUACAGAGGACUCGGCAAUGCACACAGGUCAAUGGGCAGUCUCCAGCAGGCACUGGUGUGCUUUGAGAAGCGUUUGGUGGUAGCCCAUGAGCUGGGUGGAGAAGGAGGGGGUAAGGCUCAAGCUUAUGGGGAGCUGGGCACCUUACACAGCCAGCUGGGAAACUAUGAGCAGGCCCUCUCUUGCCUGGAGCAUCAUCUUAACAUUGCCCGCACAGCAGGGGAUAAAUCCCUGGAAGCUGAGGCAAGUGAUGCACUUGGAGGCGUUUAUCAGCUGAUGGCAGACAACGAGACAGCAUUGCAGUGGCACCAAAGGGCUCUGAAUAUAGCAGAGCAGAAUGGAUGUGUGAGGAGCCAGGGCCGAGCCUAUGGAAACCUGGGGCUGACCUACGAAGCUUUGGGAAACUAUGAGAGGGCUGUGGUGUUUCAGGAGCAGAACCUGAGUGUAGCUGCACAGACCAACGACCUGACAGCUAAAACCCUGGCCUAUGGGUGUCUGGGAAGGAUACACCACGCCCUGCAAAACUAUGCACAGGCUGUGAUGUACCUGCAGGAAGGUCUGCGUCUGGCAGAGCAGUUAGGUCGAAAGGAAGAUGAAGCAAAGAUACGCCAUCGCCUGGGUUUGUCUCUUUGGGCCAGUGGAAACCUGGAAGAGGCACAGCACCAGUUAUACAGAGCAUCUGUGUUAUUCGAAACAAUCCGCCAUGAGACGCAGCACAGUACGGAUUACAAGCUCUCUCUGUUUGAUCUGCAAACCAGCUCGUACCAGGCUCUCCAGAGAGUUCUCGUCAGCCUAGGCCGUCAUGAUGAGGCACUGGCCAUAGCAGAACGAGGACGCACCCGUGCCUUUGCUGAUCUCCUGGUGGAACGCCAGAAGGGAACUCAACAAGCAUCAGGCGCUGACCCUUAUAUCCCAGUUACUGUUGAGAACAUCCUGGAGACGGUCAACAGUCAGAGGGCCAUGGUCCUCUACUAUUCUCUGGCUGGAGGUUUUCUAUACAGCUGGCUGAUCUCCCCUGGGACAGGUAUUGUGAAGUUCAACGAGGUGUAUCUCGGAGAGGCUGAGUUCCAGGAUGGUGGUGGGAGCCCACAGGGUGGAGGAACCAGUGGAGGUCCACUGUCUUUGGAGCAGUACGUCUCCAACGCUAGAGAGGCUCUGGGAGUGGACAGCCAUUACAGCAGAGUUGGCUCGAGCAGUGAGACGGAGAGUGAAGCAGGAGAUCUGCUGGAGCAACAGUUUGAGGAGCUGAACAACAAACUCACAUCAGCCACUGACCCCACUGGCUACCUGCGCAUGGUGUCCAGAAAUAACGUCUUUAACAGAAGCUGUCAGAGUAUGACCAGUUUGUACAGCGCCACAGUGUCUCCAGUGAAAGAUAGUCUGUCAUCACCUCAUUACCGACCGGCUAACAUUGGAAAACCUCCCCUGCGAGCCCUGUAUGACCUACUCAUAGCACCAAUGGAAGGGGGUCUGAUGCACAGUAGUGGACCUGUGGGCAGACACAGACAGCUUGUAUUGGUGCUGGAGGGAGAAUUGUACCUGAUCCCAUUUGCUUUGCUCAAAGGCAGCUCCUCUAAUGAAUACCUUUAUGAACGGUUCAGUCUGAUUUCAGUACCUUCUUUAGCCAGCCUAGGAGCCACGGUUAAGGCUCAUCCUCGCCGUGGUGGUCCAGUACUUUGUUCCGAUGGAGGGUCAGUGGCAGCAGUCAUCGGAGCUCCUCGUCUUCCCCCAAGUGUGAUGGACCGCUGGCUGUGGGGUCCAUUACCCUCAGCCCAAGACGAGGCUCUCUGGCUAGGAGAUCAGCUGGGAUGUCACCCCUUGACUGGCGGCAGUGCCACAAAAGAGCGUGUACUAGCAGCUUUAAGUCAGGCAGAGUGUGUCCACUUUGCGACUCACGUAUCCUGGAAGCUCGCUGCGCUAGUCCUGGCCCCCAGUCAGGAGCAUGUCCGAGGAGAGAGGGCAGGUGGGAGGGCCAAGGAGAGGUCGCUGUGUGGGGCGUCGACAUUGGGUGAGACAGCCGAUCAGGAUGGAAGGGUUAAGAAGAGUCACAGCAGCCCAGAGAGACUGAGGGGUGCCGAUGAAAUGAGCGAAGAUGGGGAAAGCAUGUGUGAAGCAGAGAGUGUGUGCGACAGUCCAUCGCUUCAGGACUUCCUCCUCACUGCUGCUGAUAUACUGGACCUGUGCUUGACGGUCAAGUUAGUCGUUUUAAGGUUGUAUCCCGAGUCCAGCAGCAGGGUGACGGCUGACGGAGUGGUGGGUCUGACUCGAGCCUUCCUGGCUGCAGGGGUCCAGUGUGUGUGCGUCUCUUUGUGGCCUGUACCAAUUGCUGCCUCCAAACUGUUUACUCACACCUUUUACACAGCGCUUCUCAACGGGACCAAAGCCAGCGCAGCACUGACAGAGGCCAUGAAGACACUACAGAGCAGCAAGCACUUCUCACAUCCCUCUAACUGGGCUGGUUACAUGCUGAUUGGCAGUGAUGUGAAGCUGAACAGCCCCAUGUCACUGGUUGGUCAAGCCCUGACAGAGAUCCUCCAGUACCCAGAGAGGGCCAGGGACGCCCUCAGAGUACUCCUGCAUUUGGUUGAAAAAUCUUUACAACGCAUUCAGAGCGGUCAGAGUAAUCCCAUGUACACAUCACAGCAAAGUGUCGAGAAUAAGGUUGGCGGGGUGCCUGGGUGGCAAGCCCUCCUAUCUGCAGUGGGUUUCCGGUUGGACUUCUCUGGCAGUGGUGCUGGUCUCCCUGCAGCGGUUUUCUUCCCUACUUCAGACCCUGGGGAUCGGCUUCAACAGUGCAGCACCACUCUGCAGUCCCUGCUCGGUCUUACUCCUGCUGCUCUGCAGGCUCUGUGUAAACUGGUCACAGCAUGUGAAGCAGGAGAGCAGCUCAUCCAUAAGGCGGUUAAGAGCAUGGUAGGAAUGCUACACCAGGUGCUGGUGCAAUUACAGUCAGGUGACAAAGAGCAGGACUUCUCACUGGCUCCUAUUCAAGUGUCGAUAAGUGUCCAGCUCUGGAGGCUUCCAGGCUGCCAUGAGUUCCUGGCUGCACUUGGGUUUGAUCUUUGUGAAGUUGGUCAGGAGGAAGUUGUGUUGAAAACGGGAAAGCAGGCCAGCAGGCGCACCAUGCAUUUUGCCCUACAGUCUCUCCUUGCGCUCUUUGACUCUACAGAGCUUCCCAAGCGGCUGAGCAUGGACAGUUCCUCUUCCUUAGAGUCUCUGUCAUCGUCCCAGUCAACAUCACAGCCACACUCCCUACCCCUCUCCUUUGGUUGUUACCCACCACAGCCCUCUUUCUUACCACCCGUUUGCCCCGACAACCUGUCGUGCGAUGCGAUCUCUGUCUACAGCCUCAGUUCCCUCGCGUCGUCACUCAGUUUUCUGUCCAGACCAGAACCUGCAGGAAGUGACAUCAUCAGCCAGCGAUCAAACCAACAGGACCAACCUCGUGGAGGAGCUGGCCUUUACAGCUCACAUCGCCAUGCGGGUGGCCUGUCAAGAGGCCGACUGACCAGUCACGGAGGGGGAUUGGCAGGAGACAGAGACGAAGAGGAGUAUGAGGGUUACUCCAUUAUAAGCAGUGAGCCAUUAGGACGAGGGGGAAGGGAAUGUGACACGCUUCCUCUACCUGCGGGACACCGACAUGCCAGAGGCGCUGCUGGGAGAGGAUCUACUGGGGGUCAUGGGUAUCCUAUUACAGUUUCCUCAAAGGGAAGCAUUAGCACACCUACAUCUCCAAUUAAAGCUCCAACACUGCCUUUGAAAGUUCCCUCAAGCCCCAAGCCCAUUCCAUCUCCUCAGAGAACUGGGAAAGGGAAGGUGAGCAGCUCUGAGUCAGACCAGUCUAGUACUGAGACAGACAGCACAGUGAAGUCCCAGGAGGAGAGGACAGGCCCUGCAGGACACCUUGAUCCCCAGGAACUGGCCCAGAAGAUUCUGGAGGAGACCCAAAGCCACAUGCAAGCUGUGGAGAAUCUGCAGAAAGCAAACACCAGAGGGAAGACACUGAGGGGGUCUGAGGGAAAAGAAGAUUCAGGUAGCAGACAGCCAUCUCUCUCUACGCCCACCACCCCAACUCUGAGUCCCACUGGAGGACCACGAGGGUUUCAGCCCUCUGAGACCAGUGCAUUUAGCAGACCCCCAAGCAGAGCUAGUUUAAAGGCCUGCUCCUCUCCUCUUUCCCUCUCUAGUCAUCUCUCGCCCCUCUCCACUUCUGUUUCAACACCUCCUCCUACUCGACCCAGACCUCCAUCCCGCUCCUCAUCACUGCAGAAAAUCAGUUCAGGCAGUCCAGCUCAUUCAUCUCCUUCCCAAACUCUCUCUGGAAAAGAGAAGACAGUUUCCCCAGAUGUGCAUGCACAGGCUCAAGUCAAACUAAAAUACCCUACCUCAGCAUAUACGCCCCACAUCUCACCUUCCCGCUCCUCCAGUAACCUCUCCAUCUCUCCCGUCUGCAGAAACCCCUCUCCUGCUGGAAGUGCCCCUUCUCCAGCUCUUUCUUACUCGUCCACAGGCUCUGUUUCUGCCUCUUCCAGCCCUGCAAACACUCCCGAACUGAAUCAGUCCAAACAGGAUAAUAAAGUCCAGGCAAUCCACAACUUGAAAACCUUUUGGGCCAGCGCAGCCCAGAAACACGAGGUGCGCUGCCCGGCCAGUUUGCUCCAAGGGGGGAAUAAGAAAAUGAGUACAGUUCAGAAGGACGUUUUGGGUUUGCUCAAUCUCUCACCUAGACAUGAGUCUAUCCACAAACAUGGAGAGAGACCAGAGGAUCACAACUCUGAUGGCAGACCUAAUGGUCACCAAAAACUAGAGGCUAAACCACCUCCACCCCCAUCCUCUAAUCUUCCUACAAACAAUAAAGGAGGCCUCAAACUUCCUUCUGGGAAUGGUUACAAGUUUGUUUCACCAGGACAUUUCUUUCCAUCUUCUAAAUGUUAAGUUUGGUUUAGUAUUUGCCAUGCUGUUCGCAGAGUCAGUUGGCCAAAUUUAUGUUUUGUUUUUGGUGUAUGAGAAAAGUUGUCUGUUUGUUAACAAAAUACAACCAGAUUCUAGCAAUACCUGCUGAAGAAAAGGAAAAAAGUAAAGUGUGACACUGAGAGAUUUUAUGUCAUUACUUUUUAGUGAAGGGACAAAACAUUCAUGUUUUGAAUGUGAUGAUUGUGCCUUCUUACGGAGAGAGCUGGAAGGACAAAAUAACUCUGCUGUACAGUAAGAAUAAUGUUUAUUUCUAGCUUUAAUUGUGUUUCCCUGACUGACAAGAGAGCAUGUGUCUCAAUGGCUCCAUGUACACUGAAAAUAAAUUUUGACUUGCAGACUGAAUGCCUGUUACCAGUACAGAGAGGAGGAGAUCAUUUUUAUGUCAAACUAAAACGCUCGCUAUAUUUGUGUAAGCUGACCUUAAAUGGAUUUUGAUUUAUUGAGUAAUAAUUAUUGUUAAAUGUCAUUAUCAAGGCUUAUUGUUGUCAUUUAUUUUGUAAAGUAUACUGUGUUUUCCAGUCAUUGUUACACAUUUUAUAAAAACAAUUAAACCAAGAAAGCCCAAUGAAAAAAAUCUUCAGAUAUUUCUUCUUUAAUAUGGUUGAACCUCUUGCUUUUAU